CAAUCUUCAGCAGCCGCAUAGAUCCAAUCCAAUCCAGUAUUGUAAAAAUGGCUGACGUACAGCUGAACGUCAACGAUGAGGGGGUCUCCCAAAACAACCCCCUAACUCGAAAACUGAACAAGCUACUCGAAGUGCGCCUCGACAACGACCGAGAGACCCUGGAGGCCCUCAAGUCUCUGUCGGAGUUCUUCACAGAAAACAACAUCCGCACCCGGCGCAACCUUCGCGGCGACCUGGAAAAGCGGAGCCUGGCUAUCAACGAACAGUUCCUGCAGUCGUUCGGGGACGUGAAGGCAUCUCUCGAUGCCCUGUGCACGGACAUGAGCGCCAUGAGCACGGCCUGCCAGGGUAUGAUGGCACGGCUGCAGGCCACCCGCUCCCAGACAGACACGCUCAUGAGCCGCAGCGCCGCGCUCCGAGCCCAAGCGCAGAGACUCGACGAGCGGCAGAAGCUCGCCGGCGCCUUCCUGCAUGCCUUUCAGCUGACCCCCGACGAGCUGCAGGCGCUGCGGACGGGCAGCCCGGGCGACGACCGCUUUUUCGACGCGCUCUCGAGAGCGGGGCGCAUUCACGCCGACUGCAAGCUCCUGUUGCGCACGAGCCAGGCGGCCGCCGGCAUACAGCUGAUGGAGGCCAUGGCAGCGCAUCGCGAGACCGCGUACGAGCGACUCUACCGCUGGCUGCAGGCCCAGUGGCGCGCUUCCGGCGCCGACGAAGCAGCGCCGCUGGCCAGGGCGCUGACGUCCCUGCGCGAACGGCCCGUGCUGUGGGGCUACGCGCUGGACGAGCUCGCCAACGCGCGCCGCGCCUGCGUGGUGCGGCGUUUCAUCGACGCCCUGGGUCCCAUGGAAGCGCGCUCGAGGGACCCCCUGCGCUACGUGGCCGACAUGCUGACCUGGGUGCACGAGUGCGCGGUCGGGGAACGCCAACUCUUGGGGCAGCUGCUCGGAGACGCCGCCGGGGACGCCGACGCGCUGCUGGGCCGCAUCACGCAGGGCCUCUGCGGGCCGCUGCGGCUGCGCGUAGAGCAGGUGGCCGUGGGGCCCGCGGGGCCGCUGAUGCUGCAUCGGCUGCGCGAGCUCCUGCGGUUCUACCGAGACCUGUCGCUGGGACCCCUGGCGGCGUGCCUGGCAGACCUGGCAACCCUGGCGGACCGCAUGCUGGCCAACAGCCUCACAUGCCACUGCGGACAGCUGCUGGACAAGGGGGAGCUUCCGCCUGGCGACCUAGGUGCGCCCGAGAGCCUCCGGCGCCUGCUGUCCCUUGUGCGGGAGAUGCUGUCCUGUGGGGACGGGCGCCUGGCCCCCCUGCCACAGCGCCAGCUGGACGUGCCCGCCCUGCUGCAGCAGGUCCUGGAACCGGCCCUGGAGGCGUGCCAGCUGUCGGCGUCACGGCUGUCUGCGGCGGAUGGCGCCACCUACCUGGCCAACUGCGCCCAACUGGCCCACAGCACCCUGGCACCCUUUGAGUGCACCGAGCCCUGGCUGGAGAGGCUGGAGGCCCUGGCACAGCACCAGCUCGGCCUCCUCUCCCAGGAACAGCAGGCUGCCCUGCUCUCCCAGCUUGGGCUGAGCACGCCCGUGCGGCUGCUCGGCCAGGGCCCCCUGGCCACGCUGCCCGGCUGCGACGUGCUGGCCCUCCGCACUGCGGGGUCCCGCCUGGCACGCCUCCUGGAGGACGGCUUUCCCUUGCCGCUGGGGCAGCUGCUAGCGAGCGCCGGCCACCGGCGCAUCCUGAGGGCAACCACCCUCGCAGCACUGUGCGACGUGUACGCGCAGCUCCACGCGGCGGUGCACGACCCGGCCAACGGAUACCCGGACCCUUCGCUGCUGCUGCCGGUCCCGCCCGAGGAGAUUCGGGCCAAGCUGCUGCCCGUGCAGCCUUCGGAGACACCAAUAAAGGCUGUGGAGUCACCUUGACAUUCGUGUUGGAGGG
This is a messenger RNA of Ixodes scapularis (black-legged tick), 1935 nucleotides long. It is a transcript of the gene Cog6, whose product is annotated as conserved oligomeric Golgi complex subunit 6. NCBI's taxonomy places the organism in Eukaryota, Metazoa, Arthropoda, Arachnida, Ixodida, Ixodidae. Bases 48 to 1919 code for a protein of 623 amino acids. The record is from RefSeq and is a predicted model, not a curated record. Gene Ontology annotation, biological process: intra-Golgi vesicle-mediated transport. The transcript has 4 exons. Gene Ontology annotation, cellular component: COG complex.